Mangifera indica (mango) is the source of this 524-nucleotide messenger RNA. RefSeq names its product protein DSS1 HOMOLOG ON CHROMOSOME V-like. The transcript has 2 exons. The record is from RefSeq and is a predicted model, not a curated record. NCBI's taxonomy places the organism in Eukaryota, Viridiplantae, Streptophyta, Magnoliopsida, Sapindales, Anacardiaceae. Gene Ontology annotation, cellular component: proteasome complex; proteasome regulatory particle, lid subcomplex. Bases 149 to 370 code for a protein of 73 amino acids. Gene Ontology annotation, biological process: mRNA export from nucleus; double-strand break repair via homologous recombination; proteasome assembly.
CGGUGGUGCUUGCGAAACGAGGUCGUUUCAGUGACUAUCUUCUUUCCCAAUCAAACCCGGAUAUAAUUCCCGUUUCCACCAGAUCUAAAUCCUUAUUCUGGAAAUCACUGUUAAUUGAUUGGGAUCAGUUAUUAUUUUCUUCAUAGCAAUGGCGGCCGAACCAAAGACAGUGACCGAAGAUGCAAAGAUCGAUCUGUUCGAAGAUGAUGACGAGUUUGAAGAGUUUGGAAUCAACGAAGAGUGGGAGGAUAAGGAUGAAGGGAAUGAUGUUGCGCAGCAGUGGGAAGAUGAUUGGGAUGAUGAUGAUGUCAAUGAUGAUUUCUCUCUACAGCUUAGGAAGGAACUGGAGAACAACACUGAGAAGAACUGAGCUAAUUUUAGUAAUUUCUGUUGUUUUCAUGCUUUUUCUUUUUCAUACGUCUAUUCUGUGAAUCGUGUACAACUUUCAAUUCAUUGAAAUUUAGAAGCUUACUGUAAACUGUCAAUGUGGAACUAAAUGUUAUGAUUUUGUGAAUUCGUUUCAA